GUGGCUAGUGGACAGUAAGCCUCAAAUGCAGACCGCACUAUCAAUUCAUUAAAUAAGGUGAAAAAGUUUAGGUUUGGCCAAAGAGUACUUCGUCAAACUCCAGAACCAAUUUCGAAUAACUAAAUUUAAAACUUACUCCAUAAUAGCUUAACUAAUUUUUGUUUUUGAGGCCCCAAUAAAAAAGUGAGGCCCUAGGCAAGUGCCUAGGUGAAAUGGCCUCGUGGCCGGCUCUGUUCUUGUCAUGUUAUUGCAUCAAAUACAAAUUACAUUGCGCUCACUACUCACUGUUUUAGAAUUCAUUGCACACAGUCUUCAAUCAUCUCCAACCCAGGGUUUGUCUCUAUACCUUGUGUGGUGUGCGUGCAGGCAUGGAGACAACGGCGGCAUAGGGUAGGCGUGCAUACAAGGGCACGACCAUGGUGAGUAGGCAAGGGGACAACGGUGGCGCAUGAGAACGGCUGUUGGUAGGCACGCAUGCAGUGGGAGGGUCGCGGUCAGCAUGAAUGGGAACUGAUGAAAACGGUUAGCAACACAAGAGGGGGGGUGAAUUGUGUGUGUGUGGAACCGUGUCAGUUUUUCGCCGAGUUCUAGUGUGGGAUAAAGGGAAUUGCAAAACAGUAAAGUGCACAAGAAUUUAACGAGGAAAAAUCCCUUGGCUCAAAGGGAUUAAAAAACCUCGACCUCCCUCGGAGGAAUUUUAAACAACUUCACUAAACAAGCCUUUGAAAGAGUUACAAGAGUGAUUCUCCUAAUCUACCCUUGAGCCUCCCCAACUCUAUCCUCUCUAGGAAGAGUUAUGCAUCUCUACCUUGCGGGUAGAGAGCCUCUCAGCUUUGUCACAAAGCUCUCACACACACUUAACCCGAGGCAGCUACUCUAGCCAAUUAAGCCUCAAUAUUCCAAGUACAAUAUGAAAGGGAAAGGAGAAACUCUAUCUAGAACUCCGAGCAGGCAGUUUCAGUCGCCAAGGACUUGAUCUUUUCUUGAAUGAUUCUUCUAAGUAUUUUUCUCGGUUCAGCACACCCCUUUCUCUUUAGCUUCUUCGAUUAUAUAUAGGCUACCUUGAUUUGUCCGUUGGUGUCUCUUUCACUAAGAAAUUGAGCUUCCAUACUUGGAACUUGCCUUGAUAUUAUUUGAAUUGCUUUCCUUUCAUAAUAUAUCUCAUAUCCGAGCUUAUGCAGUAUAUAAGGCAGCCAAAUUAAAAUAUCACAAUCAUAUAUUUAAGAUGGCAUAUCAGUCAUAGAUUAAGAGAAUAUUUCGGCUCAUUCAAAGUACGUGAGAUCAAUCAAUAUUCAUUCCAAAAAUAUUUACUUCAUAAGAUGACUUUUCAAAUUGUAAGGCUGCAAAGUAUUUAAGCAUCCUACGGUCAGUUGAAACAUGAGUCAUGCAAAGCCCUUUUUUUUUUAUUUUUAAAAAAAACUUUCCAUAAAGCAUUUUAAUCAUUGUUGAGGUCAAACUCACUAAGAUGGGUGCUUAGUCAUGCAUGGAAAGAUAUUUGAAAUAACCCACGUAUACUUAGAUAAGCAAUUAAUCAUGCAAGCACAUUAUAGCAAUUAGCAAGGAGGAUACUUUCCAUAAAAUAAGCAAAGUAAUAUACGUACCACUCAAAUAAGCAAAUCACGUAUAUAUUUAAAAAGCACUCAUAUUUCUUUCCAUAAAGUGACUUUCCAUAAAGCAUAUGUAGCAAUACAUUUCACAAAAUAUUCAAUCAAUUAUGGAAAGGUAUUAAUGCAGUAAAAUAUCAUACGUUGAAAGACAUGCACAUGCAGACACAUAACAAAUUAUGGGACCGAAUGUUUCGUGGAACUGUUCUGUCCAGAGUUCAUAUUAGAACUCUCCGUAGUCGGUUCUGUCCCCCGUUCCACCUGCAUGAUUAGUCAUCAACAAAACCACAUACUCAACAAAUUCCCCCUUUUUGUUGAUGACAAACAUUAGGUGCCAUAAUAAAGAUAUCCCUGCAGAUUAGUAUCAAGCAUAAAUAGUAGAGAAAUCUACACAUAAAGGGGCACCCGCUUUUUCCCCCUUUUGUCGUUUUGAUGAGACAGUAUUCCCAGCCUUAGGGGGAGAUAUUAAAGAAAUGGACCCACGUACGAAAGAUAUUACUUGGAAUGCAACAAAUUUAUCUUUUCUUGAUUCUCGCACAAAUGCUUGUGAACAAGAAAUUCAAAAGAUUAUUCAUUUACAAAAUGUUGCAAACCAAUUGCCUGAUGCUUUCACAGACUCAAAGAAAGUGACAAAGUCACAUGUUCCAGCUAUGAAUGCUCCUUCUCGAAUAGAAAUUCCUGCGGAGAUUAGCGAAAGAACACUUGCUAAUGAAUCUAUGAUACGUAAAAAACGUGGUAGACCACUUGGUUCAAGAGAUUUGAAACCAAGAAAAUUUAAACAACAAGUUGUAGUGUGUGAUGCCAAAGAAGUUCAACCUUCUCAAGAAGAAAAUGAACAUUUUGAAAAUAUCGCCCUUGAAGAUAACAUCAAUAAUAAUGAUACCUCAAAAGAGGAUCCAAUCACCUUCGAAGAGGUAAAUAUUCCAGAUAAAGAUAGAAACGUCGAUAAUUUUGAAAUUUCAAUUAAUUACGUUUCUAAUGGAAUACAAUGGAAUAGAAAUGAUAUUGAUGUUAAUGAUAUAUUUUCAUAUGCCAUCGCCAUAGAUAUAAUGAAUGAACACGAUGACAAUGAGCCUAAAUCUAUUGACGAAUGUCGUCGUAGAAAUGAUUGGCCAAAAUGGAAUGAAGCAAUUCAGGUAGAAUUAAAAUCGCUAGAAAAGCGUAAUGUUUUUGGACCAAUUGUCCAUACGCCAAAAGGCGUAAAACCUGUCGGUUUUAAAUGGGUUUUUGUGCGUAAACGCAACGAGAAAAAUGAAAUCUUUAGAUACAAAGCCCGACUUGUUGCCCAAGGUUUUUCUCAAAUGCCAGGAAUCGAUUAUGAUGAGACGUAUUCUCCAGUAGUUGAUGCUACAACUUUAAGAUUUUUAAUUGGCAUGUCUGUUUUUGAAAGGCUACAAAUGCGCCUAAUGGAUGUGGUGACCGCAUAUUUAUACGGUUCACUCGAUACAGACAUAUAUAUGAGAAUUCCUGGAGGCUUUAAAAUACCUGAUGCUUAUAGCUCGAAAUCUCGAGAUUUAUUUUCCAUAAAAUUGCAAAAGUCAUUAUAUGGAUUAAAACAAUCUGGACGCAUGUGGUAUAACCGUCUCAGUGAAUAUUUGAUUAAAGAAGGGUAUAAAAAUGAUCCUAUUAGUCCAUGUGUUUUCAGUCAGCGAUCCGAAUCAGGAUUCGCCAUAAUUGCAGUAUAUGUUGAUGAUUUGAAUAUAAUCGGAACUCCUAAUGAAAUUGAAAAUACUGCAAAAUAUCUCAUGAAAGAAUUUGAAAUGAAAGACCUUGGGAGAACAAAAUUUUGUCUCGGCAUUCAAAUUGAACAUUUGAGAAAUGGUAUUUUCAUCCACCAAUCAAAUUAUACCGAGAAACUUUUGAAGCGAUUUUACAUGGAUAAAGCACAUCCGCUCAAUUCUCCAAUGGUGGUUCGAUCUCUCAAUGUGCAUGAUGAUCCUUUCCGACCUUGUGAAGAUGAUGAAGAAAUCCUUGGUCCCGAAAUACCAUAUUUGAGUGCUAUUGGAGCAUUAAUGUAUUUGGCUAAUAAUACUCGACCACAUUUUGCUUUUUCUGUAAAUUUAUUAGCCAGGUACAGUUCUUCCCCAACAAGAAGGCAUUGGAAUGGUGUCAAACAUAUAUUCCGAUAUCUCAAUGGUACAAUCGAUCUUGGAUUGUAUUUCAAGAAUGGUGCAAAUGCCACUUUAAUUGGCUACGCGGAUGCAGGAUACUUGUCUGAUCCACAAAAGGCAAAAUCACAAACAUGAUAUUUAUUCACCUAUGGUGAUACCGCUAUAUCAUGGAGAUCAAUGAAGCAAACAUUAACUGCAACAUCAUCAAAUCAUGCAGAAUUAAUUGCUCUUUAUGAAGCAGGUCGUGAGUGUGUCUGGUUGAGAUCAAUGAUCCAGCACAUACAAAAUGAAUGCGGUAUAAAAUCUUUUACUUCUAAUCCUACUGUGAUUUAUGAAGAUAAUACAGCAUGUAUAGCUCAGAUCAAAGGAGGUUACAUCAAAGGGGACAGAACAAAGCAUAUAGCACCAAAACUUUUCUCCACACAUGAUCUUGAGAAAGACGGAACGGUUGAUGUCAAACAAAUCAAGUCAUGCGACAACCCUGCUGAUUUGUUCACAAAGUCAUUGGCACCGAAGAAAUUUGAAGAACUGGUCCAUAAAAUUGGAAUGUAUCGUCUUCGAGAUAUAUGUUAAAUUGAGGGGGGGUAAUAUAAUGCACUGCACUCUUUUUCCCUUCGUCAGGUUUUUAUCCCACUGGGUUUUUCUUGACAAAGGUUUUUAACGAGACAGUACGUUAUAAUACUAUGAAACUAAUACCCCAGAAUAAUUAGAAGAUGACCAUUCAAGGGGGAGUGUUGAAAUAUAAUUGAAUUAGUCAUCUUCCAACUAUUCCUGAUUAGGAAUUAUUAUCACCAUUAUAUAAAUAAUUAGGAAAUCAUAAUUAUGAUUUCAAGGUGAUAAAUGUGUGGCUCACAAUGAUCUCCUAAUCUCAUUGAGCUCACACUUUCUCCUAUAAAUAGGAGUCAUUCUCAUUGUAAUUAACACACCAUGGUUACACCAUUAUCACACUCUCAAUAAUAUAAUCUAUCACUAAGUGUUCAUACUAUAUUUCUCUCCCUGAUCUUCUGCUUAUUUCCUUCCAUAUUAUAACAGAAAUAAGUUUGUUUAGCAUCUCACCAGCAAAUCACCUCCAAACAUUCACCUUACUCCCAACUCCCAAGUCGAUAAUUGCCAAAUGAAAGACACUCAUUACUACGAACUCCCUGAAUUGCCAGGCAUGGGCGUGCCUAGCAGGGAGGCACGUCGUGCCUGGCCAUGAUGCGCGGGAUUCCCCCGGAGGCACGGUUGAAGACACUGUCUGCCUCUGAAAAUCCUAAUUCAGCUCAAAUUUCACCCGUUUUUUUAUUUAAACGGCCCGUAAAUCUCCUUUUUGAGGGGGCUUAGAGAGAGUGCCGAACACGAAAUUUAGAGAGCUUUUCGGCCUUGUUUAUCAAUGUUUUGGGAUUUUUUUGUAAGUUUCAUCUUUUUAAUUAAUGACAAUUAAUUCUUUUUAUUCCCCAUUUAGUCUUGUCUCCACCCCACUACCAUUGGUUACUCCCAGAGACCCAUAUUUUUCUAAAAAUGUCCAGAAAAUAUUAAAAAUUGUCCGAUUUCUUUGUUUUGAAAAUAUUCUUAGAAACUACCUGCAACCACAAAAAAUUUUAAAAAAUUGAAAACACUUUACAUAUAUAAGAAAUUAUAUUGAAGCCUAUUUAAACAUUAGAAAGCUAUAUAGCAAAACAGGAAAAAUAGUUAUAUACUAUAGAGUAGUAUUUAUUAUAUAGAAAAUGCUCAUAUACCAUGCUCCGUAUAUAUUGCUUAUAAAAUUAUUAUUAAUAUUUUUACUUCUUAAAGAGAAAGUAAAAUGUAAGAAAGUACAGGAAUUAUGAUACAUUUACAAAUAAUUCGAAGAAAAACACACAAAAUGUAUAAAAAAAAUUGGAAAUAAUUUAAAGGGGGACUGGCUUUUCCGUUUGGAAAUAAUAAAUUUCGACUUGGUUUUUUUGGAGGAAUGUAUAACAUUGUAUUCCAUUUUUUUAAUUUUCUUAUGUUUUUACAUUUUUGAAUAAUUUAUAAAUUCACAUUAUUAUAUAAUGUUUGAUUUUUACAAAAUUUAGAUUUUUAUACUCCGUAAUUUUUUGUGUUUUUUUAUUAUUUAAAGAUUUAAAUAUUAUUAUAUUUUUUACAUCUCAAUUACUAACUACUCCGUAUAUCUUUCAAAAAAAUAAUGACGUUUUUCACAUUUUUUUUCAAAUAUCACAAUUUGAAGAAUGUAACUUGUGCUAUGGAGGACGGAGGUCGUGUUCCCGGCUGAUUUUGUUUCUAACUAAGCAUGCUUAUUUGUUAUUAAUUAUUAUAUCAUACUACGUAUGUACGUGUUUUAUGGACAAGAAUUUAUAUGCGACAAGAAUUGUUUUUGAAUUUAUGUAAGAGAAAAUUAUUAGAAAUAUGAUAAAACGAGAUGUUAAAUUAAAGGUGUUUUAAUUUGGCUGUACGGUAAAAAUUUUUGUGUAAUAUGUGAUGGGGUUUUUACUUGGAUAUUACUAAUUUUGAACCAUUUACCCAAAAAGUGAUCACUUUUAAAAGGGGGCAAAAAAGUGAUCAAGAAGGUCAUAUAUGUGCAAUUAGAAAACAUGAUGUAACUGCAAAAAUUUUAUGUCACUGUGUGUUCGUUUUUUUGUAACUACAACCAUCACCCAUGUCACUACAACCACCGCCCGUGUCACUGUAGCCACCACCCAUGUCACUACAACCACCGCCCGUGUCACUGUAGCCACCGCCUGUGUCACUACAACCACCGCCUGUGUCACUGUAGCCACCGUCCGUGUCACUGUAGCCACCGCUCGUGUCACUAUAGCUCCCACCCAUGUCACUGUAGCCGGACACAACCGCAGUGACGCCGUCGCAGUGACGCCACCGCGUGCUAUUGACACUCCGGCACAACCCUUGCACCUUGUCCUAGCCUAGAGCCGUCCAUCAACCCCUCACAACCAGAUCCACCCCCAACACCGCCCAGAUUCACCCCCCCCCCCCCCCCCCCAACACAACCGGCCAAAGUCUGCGACCUGCCAACCUCCGCUGUCAACCACCACACCCCAGCCCCUACCUCACCCAGCCCCCUACCUCACCCACCCCACUCCCCUGUCUCAUCCCAGCCCCCUGCCUCACCCACCUCACUCUGCGUCACCCAACCCACCUGCCUCACCAGAUCUCAGUCCCAGCGGCCAGAUUUCUAACCUUAGCAAUGGAGACCAUCACAGAAGGAUAAAUUAAAGAAGAAGGGAUGAAAUUGCAGAAGAAGAAAUGAAAUCGCAAAGCUUCUCCAGUCGUCAAUGGAUUCCAAGCUUUGGUCGUCGUCCAUUGGAGCCAUAUCCGAAGCGUCGUCCUUCAUUCCGAGCUCGCCGAAGUGGUGAAUCAUCUGGAGUUGAGCGGAUUUGGAGCAGACACGACGGAAGGACAAAGCUUGUGGAGCAGAUCUGGAGCGGGCGGCGUCUGGUGGUGUAGGCGGCGAGAUUCGCUGUCUUCGACGGAGCUGGUGACGGAAGAAGAUAGGCGAUGCAGAGCUGGUAGAUCUCGGAGCAGAUGCGAAGAGCUUGUUCAUCUCGGAUGAUGAUGCAGAUGGAUGCGGCCUGCGGGCGACCUGUCUAAUUCACGGGAGACGGAGGGAGGGGUCACGUUUUGGGGAAAAACAAAAGUGGUUAUAUUUUUUGAAAUAGAAACCUGGGGAGUAAUAAUAGGGCCAUUGUUUCAUAUGUGAUUGGCAUGCGGAUGUGAUUCUUGGCUUCUCUAAUUAAUUUGUUUGUUGUGAGUUCUCUCUAGGGCUUUGACUAUGUCGGCCGCUGGAGCCUUUUUCCGAUUUCGACUUUGUCGAAGAUCGGCUUUGCUAUCCCUUAGCUUGGUCGCUGGUGCUCGGCUGGAGUCCAAGUCAGACGCGAAGGGCGGAGAUCGGUGGAGGAGGACGGAUUUGCUGUCAUGGCUCGAGGAGAUCGGCGAUGUGGUCAAGGGUCGAGGAUGCAGCGUUGCUGACUUGCUGUCGUCGUUGGAGAAGAUCGGCGCCGCCUAUCCGUUUACUCUGGUCGCACGGAGCAUGGAUGAGUUUGGUUAUGUGGGGAAAGAGGAUUGAUGCAUGGUUUUUGGCAGCCAAAUGUCAUGGAGGAUCAAUUAGCAUGGUACCGGUGGUACGACAUGCUCUUGAACCACCACCAUGGGAUGUACAAGGCGUUAGAGUUCGUGAAAGUUUUUCUUGUAGUUUUUAUCUGUUUGUUAUUUGUUUUCUUGUGUCUUUUUGUGUUGUUGGUUUUGACAGUUGUUUGAGUUUUUUUGCCGCUGUUUAUGCCAUUGGGUAUGGUUGGAUCUAUGAGAACAGAUUUGGUUGUGUCAAGCCCACUACAUGGUUAGCGAUUCGUGUUGCUCUCUCAGGGGUGACCGUCUCAAAGUCUCACCAUAAGGUUAUAGUCGUAGUUGUUGGAGUUUCAGUUGGUGUCAGUUUUAUUUUCUCUUUGUUUAAUGUAAUGAUCCUGAAUCUUUUGAUAUGAAUAGAGGUCUGUUUUGAUAAUUAAAAAAAUUGGCUAAACGCCCGGUAUGUAUUUCGAUAUGGUUUUUUCAUCCAUCAUUUUAUUUAAUCAUAUAUUUAAAUUUGUUAAUUAUAAUUUAAGAAUUUAGGAAUGUUUUAAAUAAACUUCCCAAAAUGUCAUACCAAAUUAAGAAUUCUUUUCAUACUUUAAAUUGACCUCAGUUGAAACGGACGAGAACCUACAAAAUACAGUUGAG
Cuscuta epithymum is the source of this 8404-nucleotide messenger RNA. The record is from the annotation of a GenBank genome assembly. Lineage: Eukaryota; Viridiplantae; Streptophyta; Magnoliopsida; Solanales; Convolvulaceae.